Penicillium atrosanguineum is the source of this 1563-nucleotide messenger RNA. Its product is annotated as glycosyltransferase family 69 protein. Lineage: Eukaryota; Fungi; Ascomycota; Eurotiomycetes; Eurotiales; Aspergillaceae. The record is from RefSeq and is a predicted model, not a curated record. The coding region runs from base 1 to 1563 and encodes 520 amino acids. The transcript has a single exon.
AUGUCCUCCCGUCUGCUACACCCGGACGAGUACGAGCUUCGUUCGCGGUCCUCAUCAGUCGAUUCCGACGGCACCUUCGACCUCGACGAAGCCGAUUUUGAAUCCCAGAUCCCUUCCACCUCAAGAUUGCGCUCGCGCAGAUCCUGGCUGCCCAGGAUCUUCCAGAACAUCUCCGGAUACCGUCGUUUAAAGACGAACUCGAGACCACUGCUUACGAGCUCGUCAGGCUCAAAUUGUCUCCGUCGCUUCAUCUUCCGUCGUCGAUGUUGCUAUCUUCAUGUCGUGUUUGGCAUUGUUUUCGCCCUUGUCCUCUUGACAUCUAUCUUUCGACCAUCCUAUACCCGUCCUCCGGCGCAUUACACAACACUGCGUCGCUCCGCGUUGGACACGAGCUCUGCCGGGCGAGGAAACCCUCGCAAUGAGAAGGUCUUCAUAGCAGCGAGUCUGUAUGACCGUGGUGGUGAGCUCGCCGGAGGUCAAUGGGGCACACAACUAUUACAGCUGAUUGAUCUACUGGGAGAUCAAAAUGUCUUCGUCAGCAUCUAUGAGAAUGACAGUGGAGAGAAGGGCCAAGCCGCCUUACGAGAAUUGGAGCAGCAGAUUGGAUCUCCCAAGGCUAUUGUGUUUGAGGAGCACCUAGACUUCAAGACUGUGCCGUCGGUAAUGAUACCAGGUGGAGAAAAACGGGUCAAGCGCAUCGAAUAUCUCGCUCAGGUCCGGAACAAGGCAUUGAAACCACUUGAAGACAACCCGGACACGAGGUACGAUAAGUUACUUUACUUGAAUGACAUACUAUUCGACCCGAUCGACGCAGUGCAGCUACUCUUCUCGACGAACGCCAAUGCAGACGGCGUUCCUCAAUACCGGGCUGCAUGUGCUGUCGACUUCGACAACCCUUUCAAAUUCUAUGACACCUACGCCACCCGCGAUCUUCAGGGAUACAGCAUGGGGCUUCCCUUCUUCCCUUGGUUCUCAGCAGCCGGUGACGGGGCAAGUCGCCGUGAUGUUCUCGCUGGGAGUGAUGCCGUUCGAGUACGCAGCUGUUGGGGCGGUAUGGUUGCAUUUGAUGCCAAGUACCUACAGACUCCACCCCCAACCAGCACUACCCCAGUCCGCUUCCGCUCCGGAAAAGACCUCUUCUGGGAAGCCUCUGAAUGCUGCCUCAUCCAUGCUGAUAUUCAAGAUCCACAAACCAACGUCGACGACAUCACCGACACCGGUAUCUACAUGAACCCUUACGUUCGUGUUGCAUACGAUCGUCGUACAUUAUCUUGGUUGGGAAUCACUCGUCGCUUUGAGAAACUUUACUCCUUCCUCCAUAACUUGGGCAACCACCUUGUUGGUCUGCCCUGGUAUAACCCUCGCCGUACCGAAGUCCCUGGACAAAGUGUACAGGAAACAGUCUGGAUACCCGACGCCGUCCAAGAUGGAGGUGGAUCCUUCCAGACCGUCGAUCGAGUAGCCGGAAAUGACGGCUAUUGUGGACGUCGGGGUCUUCAGGUUAUUGUUGAGGAUCGACAGCCUGGACAAAAGGGCUUUGAGAAUAUCCCCGUUCCAUCGUGA